UCAACACUUUUGCAUCAACAAAAAAGUAGCCAUGGCCACUAAGAGAAACACAUUACUUGCCCUUUUGCUCUUGCUCAACCUCAUAUUCUUCUCCUUGACCACUGCUUCGACUUACCCGAUCCCAAAACCAGGUUCAAGAACUCGACCAAACCCCAAACCGCGCACCCCAUCUAGCCCGUGUGCAGGGACUCCAUCGGGCCAGCAACCCGGGAGUCCACCGGGCCAACAACCAGGGACUCCACCGAGCCAACAACCGGGAAACUCAUCAUGCCCUAGAGAUGCCCUAAAAUUGGGUAUCUGCGCCAACCUAAUCGGAAACCUUCUUAACGUGACCAUUGGAACGCCACCCGUGACCCCAUGCUGCACCCUUAUCCAAGGGCUGGCCGAUCUUGAGGCCGCCGUCUGCCUUUGCACUGUGAUUAGGGCUAACAUUUUGGGCCUCGACAUUAGUCUUCCCAUUGCUCUCACCUUGCUCCUAAAUGUGUGCAGCAGGGAAGUCCCUAGGGACUUCCUCUGCGCUUGAAAAGCGAACUUAAUUCGGUCAUUUGAAGCUUGAAUUUUAUGCUCAUUAAUCAAGAUUGUGUGUGGUUUUACUAUUGUUUGUGUUUGUUAGGAUGUGCUGUGUGAGGAAGACUUGAAUAAUGUUAGUUUUAGUGUCAUGCAGUUUGUGUAAUGGUCAAUCGAAUUGAAAAUGUUAAUCGUUUUAUCAAGCAGUUUGUGAAAUUUAAUUACAUUUCUUUCUUAA
Messenger RNA from Salvia splendens (bonfire salvia), 745 nucleotides. RefSeq names its product pEARLI1-like lipid transfer protein 3. The transcript has a single exon. NCBI's taxonomy places the organism in Eukaryota, Viridiplantae, Streptophyta, Magnoliopsida, Lamiales, Lamiaceae. The coding region runs from base 32 to 523 and encodes 163 amino acids. The record is from RefSeq and is a predicted model, not a curated record.